Molecule: messenger RNA, 456 nt
Organism: Magnolia sinica
Lineage: Eukaryota; Viridiplantae; Streptophyta; Magnoliopsida; Magnoliales; Magnoliaceae
Exons: 1
Coding region: 1-456 (151 amino acids)
Source: RefSeq, a predicted model, not a curated record
AUGGAAACGUUAAAGGACUUCAAGUUUAAAGUCUCAUACCACCCUGGCAAGGCCAAUUUGGUGGCGGACACCUUGAGCCGCAAAAGGACGCUCAAAUUUGCAGCCCCGUUAAUGGUGAGAGAGUGGAACAUGGUGAAAUUUGUACGAGACUUCGACAUGAAACUAACCGUGGAGGAACCGUACGAGGUCAUAGCCCACAUUCAGGUCCAGCCCAUGAUUUUCAGUAAAAUCAUUGAAGCCCAGGAGAGCAAUGAGUUAAUGAAGAAGAUGAAGGAAAGAGCAGGGAAUGAUGCGGAAUCCGAGUGGAGAGUCGGUAGUGAUGGGGGAUUGCGGUACCGGGGCUGCCUUUGUGUUCCAAAUCUUCAAGGACUACGAGAAGAAGUUCUAAAUGCCGCUCACAACUCCAAAUUGGCGAUGCAUUCUGGUAGUACUAAGAUGUACCGGGAUCUGAGGUGA